AGAGAGAGAGACAGACAGACAGAGGGAGAGAUGUCCAGGCUGAUCACACUUGAAUAUUCCAGAGAGCUCAGGUUUAACAGCACGGAGUGGCUGCAGCCAUGCCUCUUCUGGAAGAGACCACUCUGCCACAAGAGCACCCACCCAUUGUCCCUGUUGUCAUCAUAGGCAAUGGACCAUCAGGCAUCUGUCUCUCCUACCUGCUGAGUGGAUACACACCCUACCUAGAUUCGGCAACUGUGCACCCUAACCCUAUACUAUACAAGAAGCUACAGGAGACCAAGCACAUACCCAUCACUGAACAGGAUCUGGAAUACUUAAGUGAAGGUCUUGAGGGGAGGUCAUUGAAUCCAGUGGCGGUACUUUUUGACACACUGCUACACCCUAAUGCUGACUAUGGUUACGAGUUCCCUCCUGUCCUUCAGUGGAGGAGGGACAAGCAGCAACACAUCCCACAUCUGGUGCUGGGAAGAGCAACACCUGGCGGUGCUUGGCAUGCAAUGGAAGGCUCCAUGCUCACUAUUAGUCUCGGCAUCUGGAUGGAGCUUCCCGGUGUCAACUACAGAGAUCUAAACAAUGGGAAACGCAGGGAUGUAACCAGUGACAGAGCAACGCCAGAGGAGAUCUCAUCCUAUUACCGUAACUAUGUGAAACUAAAGGGGCUCCAAAAGAAUUUUGUAGACAACACCUAUGUGACCUCUGUCCACAAACUCUACCGGGGGCAUGAUGGGGAAGUUCUGGAAAAUGGGCACACGGAUGAAGCAGAUGUAGGGGUGGGUGAUUGUGGGGAUGAGGUCUUUAAGGGAAAUGGAGUUGAGUGUGUAAACAAUGGAGCAAGCGGAGUUCUUUGGGAGGUAAGGGGAUUUCAGCAGGUGCAGAACGACACACACAUCCCCUUCUGUCUGUUCGCUGAGAAUGUGGUUCUGGCCACGGGCGCGUCAGAUUCACCGAUUCGAUUAGGCGUCGAGGGGGAGGACCUUCCAUUUGUAUCCCACAGUGUCUCAGACCUCGGCUUGGCUGUAGGCCAAAGAAAGCUGGACAUGAACUCUGAUCCAGUUUUGAUUGUAGGUGCUGGUUUAAGCGCUGCAGACGCUAUUCUGUGCGCUUGCAACAGCAACAUUAAGGUGCUGCAUGUUUUCCGCAAGAGUGUAGACGACGCGGAUCUCAUCUUCAAGCAGCUGCCGAAGACCAUGUACCCAGAAUACCACAAGGUUUACAACAUGAUGUGCACUCAGACCUACACAAAUGUGGCUCCCUCCUCUGCUCCUAACAGACCCCAGGCAGUUAGCAUUGCCUCUUCUGUAUGUGCCAAGAUGUGUCCAAAACCCCAGCUUGCCAUAGGUAACAUGGGUGGUAACGCCAGUGUCGGUUUGUUUCCUGACUACACCAGUUUUCCUGAACACUGUGUGGUGUCCUUCCAGUCUGACUCCAAGUGCUUGCUGCAGGGGAUAAACUCCCUAAAGGCGGUCAAGAUCUCCAUGGUCCUAGUGCUGAUCGGGACCAACCCCAGCUUGUUCUUUUUGAAGGGGCAAGGAAAGUACCUGGGGCAGGAUCCAACAAAACCCAUCUCUUGCAAGCAAAACCCCAUUGACAUCCACCCUUACACUUUUGAGUGUACCAAGGAACCAGGUCUGUUUGCCAUGGGUCCACUGGUGGGAGACAACUUUGUUCGAUUUUUGAAGGGUGGCGCUUUAGGCAUUGCCUCCUGUCUGCUGAAGAGACUCAAGAAGAAAGGGAAUCUUAUCACCACUGUCGGGAAUAACUUCAUUUGAAAACAUGGUACACGUUUGUUGUACAGCAGAUUUUGAGGCUUUUUACAAACUGCUCAAGAAAAUGCUUGGGGGAGUUGUGGAUGUACAGUAAUUAGUUUCUAAAGAAACAAAAGACAACUUGUCUGACAUCUCAAGAAGUCCAAGCUACCAUGUGCCAAUGUUUUCUUGUCAGUCCGACGUGUCAUAAAUGAACGGGACCUCA
Messenger RNA from Solea solea (common sole), 1971 nucleotides. RefSeq names its product oxidative stress induced growth inhibitor family member 2 (gene osgin2). The record is from RefSeq and is a predicted model, not a curated record. NCBI's taxonomy places the organism in Eukaryota, Metazoa, Chordata, Actinopteri, Pleuronectiformes, Soleidae. The transcript is spliced from 6 exons. The coding region runs from base 99 to 1769 and encodes 556 amino acids.